AUGACCACACGUCAUUCGAUAUAUAUCGAGCAUGAAAACUACUUUUAUUAUUAUGGACGCGAAACAGAAUAUUUAGAAGGAAAAUUGAAGUGCUUCGUGCGCCGAGGAGGUGCACAGUUCAAAGAAGCACCCAGAAUGCAAGCAUCUGACGAUUACCAGGUUGUUCGAAUAAUGGAUCUUCAAGUAUACGAUAGUGGAGCAUACAAGUGUCUUGUUGGUAGCUUGGAGAGAUACACCAACAUAUACAUAAUUGUCCUUCCAAGACAAGAGGAUGUGAAAUUAAUAGUGAAUAGUCAGGCUUUGACUCCGAAGGACGUACCGGUAUCAGAUAUUCGACGUCGAGAUGAAUUGAAUAAAACGUUUUUGCGAUUCAAUGAAUCCGUUAUAAGGUGGGCACCCCUAUCUUCAGAGUUCCAACUGGAAAAGUUUAGUGAAAUGCGUUUCUAUAAACUGUACAAAGCGGCUAGUGCCCUGACUGAUUCAGGACAAUACAGAUGCUUUGGACCGGAUAAGCAAGCACCACUUGGUCCCGUUCGAACAUUAGCUAUCAUUCCGAAUUCGGAAGAUAUCCAAACAAGAUUGGAAUACGAAAAGCUUGUACAUGGAGCAAAUGGAUCAGUGUUGGUAUUAUCCGGGCAACAAAUAGAAGUACACUAUUCCACCGAGUUUGGGAAUGGAUUCAAAACGCAAAUUGAUCACCGAUUUUUCUAUGAAACAUAUAAACCGUCCGGAGAAUCUUAUGAACCACUUGGAUCGAAAAAGGUGAGCGAGAAAAUCAUUGAAGGAAACGAAAAAUACAGUUCUCAAAUGGUCUUCUCAUUUAGAGCUCCUGAACCGAUUGACUAUUGGGACCACACGAGAAUCCGCUAUGUGGUUUCACUGAGUAAGCGUACACGCGAUGUUUACGAUUUUCUGAACGAAAAUGAGAUUAUCACUUUGUCUUCGAUCAUGAAGAUCCCGGUAAAAGAACGCAAACUAGGGGAACCUGUGAUCCCUACGAUAUUUUCAGAUGAAAAGGAAUUGGAAAAACAACUUCGUGCAACAGAGUCCCGCAGAGCGGAAACGUCGUUGUUCAAUACAAACAGUGCACCGGUAUCUCUUUCAGAAAAUCCAGUCAACAUUGAAUUCACCGCGUUCAUUGGAAUACCGAAAGGGAUAGCUAAAUUGUGGCUAAUUUAUCGGCACCAAUCGGACAUAGAAUUUGAGGAGUGUGUUCCUACAAGUGUGAUAGAUUUAGUACAACUUGAUCAGGAGUUUAGAGACACGGAUAUAUGUAAACAAAGCAAAUGUCGCAAUUUCCAGCGUUUCAAAUUUCGCUGUAUUCUAGUCACUCAACACUCAGCGAUGGUGUUGGCAUUUUUCAAUGCUUACGAUUUCACUUUGUCCAUCGAGGAAGAAAAAACUUUGUUCCAGCAUCAAUUGAGGCAAAGAAUGUUCGGAGAGCACAUAGUACGAUCAGAUAUUGAGAUGGAAAGGUUAAUAAACAAACUUCACACCAAGCCAAACCAACUGUCUGUGAAGCUUCAAGUAGGCUGGAAAGCUAUACUGAGAAUUGGGGACCUCAUGCGCUUGGUUGGCAGAUUUAGUAACAGAUUGGACAACGCUGUGCACUGCGUGAAGAGAACUGUUGAGACUAAUGCAACCAAUGGAGAAAAGGUGAGUACAAUAAAAGUACUGGAUGAUGAAACCAAGGGUUUUGAACUAGUCAAAGAUUCGGUCACAUACGAGGACGCUGGUAUAUAUGAAUGCAAAGAUAAUCUGUGCGAAAAUUGUGGUUUUCGUUCCGGUAUGGCUCCACGCAGUGUCUACGUACUUCCCGAUGAAAGCAUGCUAUACACGAUGCUCAAUCACAAGGCUCUGACUGAGACUGGUCCGUAUGGCGCCAACUUCACUCAAUGCAUACGAGGUGGACAUCCGUAUUUGUUUACAGAACAAAAUAUUAGUGUGCGAUGUGCACACCCUUUGUCCCCAUUCGUUCUGAUGAAACCCUCUGUUAAAUUGAUAUACCAAACGUUCGAUGUAAAGGAACGGGAGUUAGUUCAGCUUAAUACCAGUCUAGAGUCUGAGGUUGAGGGUUCCAUCAAUGAUAAAUCAUAUCGCAUCACUGGCUUUUCUGUUCAAGCUCCCAUACCAGAACAGUUGAAAGGUGACUUGAUACUGACAUGCCGAUUUACUUAUGACAAAAUUCAGGUUGUUGGAUACGAUUCCAGUGGUUUCAAAUUACCCGUUGCUCUAGAGAAGAAGAGAGACGUCAGUGCGAAAUUGAUGCUUACUCCACGCAUAUUUGUUGAGUAUCUGACAACAGACAAAAGGAAUCUACUGGACAAUCUUCUUCACCGAGACACCUUUAGCCCAUUUAGUGCAAAUUUGUUUCACAAAUCCGGUUCUUCAUCUCGGUUGAUGGAGCAAAACGCAAAUAUUCAUGUGGUACAAAGUCUUGGCGUACCUCGAGGACAUUCGCUUGCCUUCAUGAUUUACGAAUACAACGGUUUACAAACUGACGAAUGUUUCCGACUAAAGACUGUUGUUCUGACCCCAUCGAAUACCCCACCUCUCGUGAAAGAGCAUCCAACCUAUCGGAUGUCGAAAGGGAUGAACUACGAGAAUACGACAUACGUGUGUACAUUUCAGCCGGAACAUGUUGCUUUAGUACUAGUUGUAUUCACCGUGUUCAACGAGGAUGAACUGGCAGUGAAGAAGGCUAUCGUGCAAAAUAUUGUCAGUCAUGUAAACUUUUGGCUUCAAAAUCCCAGUAGUAAAGAAAACAGACAAUUGGAAAUCACAAUAAAUACACGGGCAGAUUGGCGAGUGCAGAGGGUAAACAUUGGUUGGUUUGGGUCUGUGCAAUUGGACAGCAAGUGGAAAAUGUUGGUCACACAUCAGUGGCUUACGUUCCAAGAAGGAAGGUUUUCCAACGCUCGGUUUAUCUGUUACUAUCAGACUGAUGUGACAAGUUCCAAGGUGGAACGUUUCAAUCGUUUCAUUGAAUGGUUCAUGUAUUUCGAACCUGAGAAUCCCGCGCGAAUGACUGAUUCUGGGCUGUAUCAUUGCGUGUAUAAACCAUGCGCUGGACAGUGUGAUGAAUUCAUACUAGCCGCGCCCCGUCGUUUGUUGGUUCUGCCCAAUGCUAAUGUGUUAAAACUAUACUAUAGCCGCAAGCUGUUGAACACCAGCGGAACACUGAAAACAGAUUGGAAAGGAUACUCCCAAAACAAAGAACCAAUCUUACGCGAGAGUGAGUUUAUGUUUGUCUACUGUCAUUUUGAACGAGUGCCUGGGGUGGGUGAAAAAGAGAAACUUCACUUCUCUGUUUUCACCCAAAGUUUCUCAGAAGAGAGUGCGAUUCGAAACUUACCAUUCAUCAAACAGAACGAGCAGAAACCUGAUGCGAACUUCUACACUGGUGUGUUUAAAGUGAACGGUCCAGUACAAGAUGAAUACUAUGAUCCAGUGACAAUUCAGUGUCAGGUGAACUAUGAUGAUAGUAUAUUUGACGCAAAAGAUAUGCGAGCAGAGAAACAAAUUAAACCCUUGGUGAAGAAAAUUUCGGUCGUAUUUCUUGAAAGAAUAUUACCAAAGAUCUACAACACAGAAAUCAUAGCAUCUCAUAAAGAUUUGGAAUACGCCUUACGUUAUGCGAAACCGAACGUGGUCUCAUCCGAGGAGUAUUUGAAAUCGGUCACAAAAUCUCAGUUACAGGAAGGUGUUUUCCAACUAUCUACCAUAGGUUAUCUUGGUUCUCCACAGGCCGAAAUCUUUGCAUUUGUUGUAUACGAGUUGAACGCAAAAAUGGUCACCGAAUUGUGCACUAAGCUUCAAGAGAAGCAACUGGAAACGGACGAAUUGCCUAUAAGUGUCACAAGUCAAUUGACCCAAGCGCAGUUACGGAGAGAACAUUUUGUUCGCGUUGAGUACAUUUGUGUGAUACGGGCGGAACAUGUGGCCGCUGGAUUUGUGACAUACGAUGCUUACAAAAAGGAAAACGAUGUACACAUGUUUAAACGGACCCUAAAAGAACUAUUGGGUGAAAAAGUGAGGCAACUAGAAGGGAGACAGUCUGUAAUGGCAACGUCCAAUGUUGAACGAUCAGAGCCUACUUCAAGCCAAAGACUGAUAUACCAGUUAGCUAAAAUCAGAGUUGGUUGGAAGGCAACUGUACAAAUCGGUGCACCGAUUCUCAUGGUUGGUAGUGCCGGGGAUGCGUCAAGUCAGAAAGUUUUGUGCACAUAUCAACCAAUGGAAGGUUCAGAAAAGGGUGACUUGGGUGAAGGUUUCCUAAUCGAGCGACCCAAGAAAAACGCUAAUACAACAACAGAAAAGCAUGGAAUAACUUCAGUUUCCUUUUCUGUAGUCAAAACUAACGCGACUUAUGAAGAUUCUGGUUUGUACGNAUGUAAUGUGAAGGAUGACUGUGAGGGUUGUGUGGAAUCAGUCGGAUUCAUUCCUCGUCGUUUGAUUGUUUUGCCAGAUGCAUCUGUGGUGAAAAUACUGGUGACAGAAAAAGUGCUAACAUCAAGUGACCAAUGGAAGGGGCAUUUCACCCAAUGCAACAAGAAAAAUCAACCAGUGCUACUGAAUGGUCAUUCGAUGAUUAUUGGUUGCUUGCAGGAGGUUCCACCAGGUGCGCCAAAGUCCACGGCUUUCGAAUUCUUACUAAAGUCAACUGAACGAAAUUUCAAGUUCAAUAUUACAAGCCUUGGUUUAGAACGUCGGAAGAAUAAAUUGUUGACCUUGUAUCGUUUCUCCGCUCCAGAUGUGAAAGACUUCACAGGUUUGGUGGAAGCAACAUGUAGGUGGAAUUAUACGAUUGAAAGGCUUAUUCCCCCUGAUCUUGCUGGUGACCGUGAAUCGAUUUCGGUUGAGUCGACCAAGACUAUUGAGAUAAGAGCAUUUUUUCAUCCUACAGUUUACCCAAAGUUAUCGACCAGUAAUGAGGAAGAGAUCCAAACACAAUUGAGGAAUCUCCAUUUACCCAAUAAAUCACCCAAGGAAUUCAAUAGUGAGAAUAUGAAUAGACGUUUGUUGGAAAACGUUUAUCAAGUGAAUCUCAUUGCAUCUUUAGGCAUUCCUAAGGGAUCACUGUUCAUGUGGGCUAUGUUUCCGUUUCACAAGCACGAGAUAGUUCAUGAGCCAUGCCACUUAAACGACCUUCAUGGUAUGACUGAUGAUGAAUUGCCCGCGGACUUGAGCAUCAUGAGUAAGUCGAUAACGAAGGUAGAUUAUAGCAUAGUUAAUGCCUCCUUCAAUUGUUUGCUGAAGCCGGAACAUAAAGUACUCGUUUACAUAGUCCAUAAUUCACAUGACUCUGACGCUAACGAAACGGGUUUGACUGCGGUUUUGUUGGCCAAUCUAAAGCGCGUUGUUGCUUCUUAUCUGUACCAAACGCAAGAUGAGAAACAGGUUGAGUUGGAGAUUCCAGUCGGUUCGUUUGCGAAUUAUGGAUUAAUCAAGUUGGAUAUAGGUUGGUUUGCCUCACAGAGUGCGGGUGCAAAUGUAUCAAUGCUGGGUUUUGUUGGUACGCAAGAUGAAGAUAACAUCCGAUGCUUUUAUCAAUACGAUGAAACACAUCAGCCUCCGUUUGAACUACCCAAACAGAAUUCAUAUGAUCGGGUUGCAAACAGCUACGCAUUUCGUCUGGAGAAGAAAGAUCUUGCACCCACGGACUCGGAUAUAGAGAAAGCUCUGCACGCCCAGGCGGCUUCUUCAAUAUCCAGUGCAUUUGCAUUCCACAAGGCUACACCAAAGUCAAAGCAACUAGAGGGGUGGUUGAGCAUCAAAUAUUUGGUUCGAUUGGGGAUCCCAAAAGCUAUAGCCAAGGCGUACCUAUUUUACAGUAUUGGUUCACUGAUUCAACCGGAUCUGUGCACCAUCAGUUCAUCGAAUCCAUUGAACAAACAAGCCUUACCCUCUAUUAUCGCUGAAAGCGAUUAUUACACAGAAGCACGUGGGAAUAAUUUCUUCCUUAUGAAUGUACUGUGUGCCAUCAGUCCAGAACAUGUUGGUUUUAUCUUCCUGGUUGCAAACAGUUUCGACUAUCAAACAACCGCAAUUUCUGUUGAAGGUUUAUUUUUGAAAUCAGUGUAUUCAGCACUACAAAAUUGGGUCACUAAUCCAAAUGAUACAAGUGAUUAUUCAUUUCAAAUUGCUCCCAAUUCAACAGUAGAAUAUCAGUUGAUGAAAUUGCGUGUAGCUUGGCGAGGUUCUGUUGUGGAAAAUGAAUCUCUUGUAAUAUUCGGAAAGCUUGGCGAACAGAAUGAAGGAAAGCCUAUAUGUUUUUAUCAGAAAACUUUGCAAGAUAAGGAGAAAGAGAUUGUUACAAAUAAUGGAAAAUUUCUGAUGCUUAUCAAUACGGAAAGAUCGAGUUACGAGUUUAUCAAACCAUCCGUGGGACUGAGUGACGCUGGAUACUAUAUUUGUCGUGUCAUGGAAUGUUUAACAUGUAUAAGUGAUAAACGUUCUCCAGCACGACAGUUUCUUGUGUUUCCCAGAAAACUCAGUAUGGAGCUUUAUAUGAGUCAUACACCAUUUGAACAGAAUGAGAUUUGUCGAGACAAUUAUACCCUAAUGGAAGCGGGUUCAACCUAUGUGUACACGGGACAAAGUAUUGUAGUGCACUGCACCUACCGUAUGAAGGGUACAACUUUGUUUCCACCUUUGGUGACAUUUGCAUUCGUAGAGCAACGACCGAAUCAAACGUCACACAAUGCGCAUGCGUUUACAGUGCUUACCAGCCGAGAUAUUCCAGAUGAUAAAGGAUUUCAUCACUGUGUCUCAUACAGUGUAACCGUGCCAAAUGACUUGGAACAGAACUCAAUUUUGACAGUUUAUUGCAAAUUUAGUUCUAGCAUUCUGUCAAGCAAGCUGGAUGUGAACGCACUAACUCAUUAUCAUACAUACCAACUGCCAAAACGCAUCGAACAACGAUAUCCCAGACUUCCGCGGAUUAACGAAACGUCCAUUAAAACAAGCAAUGAGGAACUGACACAUAACUUGAAACAACAGAGCACAAAAUCAGUGAACGGUACAACGUUUCACUUGAACACUAAUGAGGAAAAAAUUCCUGAAGGCCUCAUCAGUGGAAGCUUCGUGGUUGAUUUGGGUGCUCCCACGGGAAAAUCGGAGGUAUGGACUUUAUAUUGGAAUGAAUCAAACCUUAUCAGUGACUUGUGUGAGGUUAAAAUGCGAUCUGAAGAAAUGGGCUCUAAGAAUGCAUCGAAAUACGUUUUGAUGCAAUUCGUUUGCCGAGUCCAACCUCCAAGUAUUGCUUUCCUUCUAUACGUGUUCCAUACAAUAGAUUAUAAAUACACAUACAAACCAAUGAGUAACUACCUCUUACCGGAAGUGAUAAGGUCGGUGGAACACUGGAUGGACCACGCUGACACAGAAACAGAGGAAACCGAUGAUUUCCUCGAAAUUCCUGUUCAGUUAUCGGGUGAGUAUCGACUUGUUCGUAUUCGCGUCGGUUGGAAUGCUGUGGUUCAAAUAAACUCAGAAAUCUUGAUGUUCGGUCAAUCAGAAUCGACUAGUCCACCAGAAAUUCAGUGCUAUCGUCGCUACACAAAAACACAUCCGCUAAUCCGUUUCCCUCUAAACAUCAGGCUCUUAGAAGAUAAUCAAGCAUUUUUCGCUCAUAGAACACAUGCACUGUUCAUGGACUCUGGAUUAUACAGUUGUUCAGUUUCCAAUUGUCAAUCCAUUCCGAAGUGUGUUGGUGUUGAAGAACGUCAGUUGAUUGUUCUACCUGAUUCUUCAAUCAUACAAAUGCGAAUUCAUGCCGAGUUAGACCCGAUGUGGCGUGAACAAGAGUGUCGGCCAAACACGAAUGCCCCCGUCAAACCAGGGGACUCUGUACCCGUCAAUUGUCGGUAUCCAAUAGCACAAGGGCUUCCUAUCAAAUUAAGACACAAUAUUUUGCAUGGUAAGGCCGACGAUGAUCAAGAGUCAAACAGAACACUUAGUUCGGUUAAAAUGUUUGUGAACAUCGUGAAUGGUACAUCAUUGAAUGCUGCAAUGAAUGUAUCUGGUGUUGUGAAAAUGCCUAGUGAAGUGAGAGGAAUUCAGUUGUGGCAAGUCACUUGUCAGUUAUCCUAUGACAAAUUCAGCAAAGUAGACAGUCUCGUUGAAACAAUUUCCGGAUCAUCAAUUUCAAAAACAAAAAUCCUCCAAGUUUUCAAGCCGAUCAAACCGAAAUUGCUCGAAGAAUCUAUUCAAUCAGAUCGCAUGGAAGUGGCAGAAAAAUUAAAAAGUGCAGAUGCAAAGUGUCCUGAUGGAGUCGCAUUCCGACGUGGUGGUGUCGAAAAUCUUUUGGAAGAGGGUUUGAUGACUGUGCAGUUUGUUGUAAAUAAAGGAGUUCCUGAGGGUUGGGUGGUGGUUUGGCUGAUACAUCAGGAAGAACCAGCCACUGGGAUGCCAACUAUUUUGACGAUAGCAACAGACUACGAGCAUCAACCAGUACCUCUAGACACGGAAUUCACCUGUGCUGGUGGUUAUGGAUUACCUCCAUUGAGUUAUCGAUGGGAACCGUACAAUGUGUUAAGGUAUGAGGAAGAUUCCAACGGUCCGGAUCUAGCUAGUCUUUUGCCGGGCAGUGAAGGCGGUUGGGGUGGACCAAAACAACCCUUCACUGAUGUCCCUUCAGAGGGAUUAGAAGCAAGUGAAGAUAAACUACACGUGCCUGAUGAUCCAAAAUACCGAGGUAUGACUUAUGCUUACACAUGUAUUGCAAGUAAUGAAGUACAAGGAAAGGUUCAUGAAAUUAAUAAAACGAUUUCAUUUUCAAUCGCCAUAUGUCCGACAAAAUACGUCAAAAUGGAUUUAUCUAUUCUGCUCACUCGAAAAUUACUCGCAUCUUGUGCACUUGCUGGCAGUCCAGACCCAGAUAUUCAUUUUUAUGGAUACUACUUUUUAACUUUUGUGCGCCAGAUAAUCCUAGGUUUACCUUACGGAAAAAAGAAUACUGAGUUUAAUAUUUUAAUGGAUAAUAUAUUCAGUGAAAAAGCUGAUUCCAGUUCAUCGGGAAAAUCUAUUCGGUUUGAAGACAAACUUUCGCGAAUCGAACUAGCAAGACGUUUAUACUCUCGGGACGUCAAACCAACCACAAUGAAUUCUGGUUGUGAUGCUGUGAGGAUUUCACUGAAGGAAGUUAUCAAAGCAGUGAUUAAAAUGCGACCACAAAAAUCGAAAAAGAAACAUAUCGUUCUGCUCACUUUAGAUAGAUUUGUGAACAUGGACCUGUUGGACGAGAUUAGACGUGAUAUGAGUGUCCUGGAAACGAGCGGUACGCGGAUCAUUUUGGCCGUGACUCAUGCUAUGACAAGUGAACGAGAGAAAUUACACAAUGAAUUGCUACACACACUAAACCCUAUUAAUUUUACUACUAUUUUGCCCACCUUUGAAUCAAAUGCAUUGUGUGAAUCCUGUCAACCACAGUGGGAUGACCCAGUGCUCCGCAUCAAACGGGAGUCAGUGUUCAAUGCAUUAUGUGAUGCUGUGGGAAGUAGACUGACACCACGGGCAUCGGUUCCGGAUUUAAGAUUCCCGCUUCCACGACACAACUGGUUUAUUGGUAUGGAGUUGGGAAUAUCCUGUUUGGGCAACCUGACACAACGUCAGGAGGAGCAUGUUGUCGCGGAGUUGAUUGUUUGUCAUACAAACCAAACACUGGUGAAUGAGUUGACAAAGAAACAGCUGAACAUUCUAUUGUUGCUCGAUGCCUGUAUAUAUCGAUUGACUUCCAAACAAACGAUCAUUCAUCAGUCGACAAAAUCUAUGGCUGUCGUGACUAGCACAGUGUUGGAUCCAGCUAGGGCGGAUAAUUUAAUAAUUUGUAUACAACGCCAAGGUGAUCCAGAACCACAGCUGUACGAUGCAGUCAAUUAUGCCUGGACCAAAUUGACCAUGAUCCAACCAAAAGUCAAAGGUGUGAGGUUGGUACUGGAAACAUGGCCAAAUGUGACCACAAGGGCAGCUGCACUUCAGUGUCACACGAGCGGUUUUGCUCCGGGAAUGGAAACACUCUUUCUAUUGAAAAAAGAAUCACAAAAAGACGAUCCCCAAACCAAAUUGUACCAUGUGCUCGGGCGACAAACGGGAGCACUAACUGCUGUCGGAACUUCCAAAUUCGUUAGCAUCUCGUGGCUUGAGAUCGAUUUGGAUAUGACUGAUGCACGAUUGUAUUGCCUUCUGUGGCCCAAAGAUAAAACCANUGUUGUUUGGAACGCUAAAUUCACAAUUACUCUCUCCUCUAUAUGGAACGUUGUCAAAUGA
Molecule: messenger RNA, 10266 nt
Organism: Echinostoma caproni
Lineage: Eukaryota; Metazoa; Platyhelminthes; Trematoda; Plagiorchiida; Echinostomatidae
Source: the annotation of a GenBank genome assembly